Messenger RNA from Pan troglodytes (chimpanzee), 9704 nucleotides. RefSeq names its product golgin subfamily A member 6-like protein 9. The record is from RefSeq and is a predicted model, not a curated record. NCBI's taxonomy places the organism in Eukaryota, Metazoa, Chordata, Mammalia, Primates, Hominidae.
AAUGUAUGCAUAGGCCAGAUUUAUACUUCUCUCCACCCAAACAUCUCAGUGUAGUAAAAAGUAACAGAACAACAUUGCCGCCAACAUAUCUCGCCUCCAGCCACAGGGCGGUUUUCUCCUAUCUCAAAAUAAAACGAAUGUACAAUCGGGUUUUACACCGAGACACUCCGUUCCCAGGGGCAUACAAGAGAUGGAGGCCUUCCUCUUACUAAUCCUCCUCAACACAGACCCUUUAUGGGUGUCGGACUGGAAGACGGUCAGGUCUUUCCCUUCCCAUGAGGCCGUAUCUCAGACCGUCUCAGUGGGGAAAAACCUUGGACAAUACCCAGACUUUCUUGGGCAGAGGUCCCUGUGGCUUUCCGCAGUGUAUUGUGCCCCUGGUUAAUCAAAAAUGAAAAAUGACAAUAAUUUUUACCAAAAAUACUGCCCGUAAACAUAUUAUUAAUAAAACACAUUCUACACAGCCCUAGAUCCCUUAAACCUUAAUUCUAUACAACACGUGUUUCUGUAAACACAGGGUUGAAACUAAAGUUACAAAUGAACAUCUCAAAACAAUUAUUCAGGGUACAAAUCAAAAUGAGGUUUCUUAUGUCUUCCUUUUCUACAUAGACACAGUAACAGUCUGAUCUCUCUUUCUUUUCCCUACAGACACCAGGCUUCCCUUCCCCUGGAGCAGCCAGACCUUCUGUGGUAUCUUGAGCAAGCCCCUGGUCCUGUCUGGGCCUCUGCAGACUCAAGGUCUGGUGCCUGACUCACACCCUGUUGUCAUAUCCUGCCAUCUGGCCCCACAUGGAGUCCUGCAGGGGACUCUCAGACCCAGGCGUGAGCACUGGCUCAGGCCCCUCUCAGAGGUCUGGCGGCCCAGCAUCCGCCCACGGGCCUCCUCUCCCCCUCCUUUUCUCCAGGCUCCUGCCUCUGCCACAGUUCCCUGGAGGUGGCCUCUAGCCUGGCCCAGGGGCUCACACACUCCUGAAGGAGGCAGGGCCAGACUCAGGCAAGGCCUUGGAGGACACAUCCCAGUGGGCAGGGCCCAGCACUCUUGGGGUGGAACUACAGGGAGGAGAGGCAGGGCAAUUGAGGCUUGAGGUGCCUGGCCUCACCCAAGGUGACCAGCCUGCUCCUUUUCCUCAGUCUCAGAUGGAGCAGAGGACGGAGGUGGGGAAGAGAGGCCAGGGAGACAGUAGGGCUUGGUUAUGGAUGAUGGGGGGUCCUUGUGUGAUACAAUUAGGCGUUGUGUCUCCACCCAAAUCUCAUCUUGAAUUAUCCCCAUUUUCCCCACCUGUCAAGGGAGAGACCAGGUGGACGUAAUUGGUGGAUCAUGGGAACGGUUUCCCCCAUGCUGUUCUCGUGACAGUGAGUGAGUUCUCAUGAGAUCUGAUGGUUUUAUAAGGGGCUCUUCCUACUUGUUCAGCACUUUUCCUUCCUGCCACCUCGUGAAGUUUCCUUGCUUCCCCUUCACCUUCCGCUGUGAUUGUAAGUUUCCUGACACCUCCUCAGACAUGCUGAACUGUGAGUCAAUUAAACCUUUUUCUUUUACAAGCUAUCCAGUCUCGUGCAGUUCUUUAUAGCAGUAUGAAAACAGACUAAUACACUGUCCCUGCUGAGGGCUGCCCGGCUGGGCUCUCCCUGCAUUGGCACCUGGGUUGCCAGUAGCACAUUAUUUGGUCUAACAGUUUUUGUUAAUCAUUCUGCAACUGAGCUUAUCUAAUACAUUGAUAAAUUAUUUCAAAGGUAUUUUUAUAGUUCCAGUCACUUCACUUUUACCCUGACACAUAUAAAUGACUAGGAAUGACCUUCAGAUAGCGUUUAGCAUCUGUAACCAAUCUGACAAUAAUGUGUUCAUCAGGUACCUGUGGAUUAAAUCACAUACUGGCAUAUUUAAACUGAAUGUCAGUCUGAAAAAUAAAUGUACUAUAUUAACUCAAAUACCACUCUUUGUGUAGGUAUUUUGUCAUAUGUUUAAGAAAAAGCUAAAAAGAAUGGAAAUCCUAUGACAAUAACUUAAGUCUUUCUUCAAAGUGCAUGCAGUCUUUUGCAGUACCUCAUUCAGCCAAGUAUUUGUUCUCUUAUUCAGUAUAAGGCAGCUUUCAAUUUGCUUGGAAGGCAACAUUAGAAGGUUAGAGUUCAGCAGGAAUAUAGAAUUUUAAAAUGUGACUUCAACUGAAUAAAUUUGAAUUUCUCUAGGGAGUAAAGAAUCAAAAUACCUACUUAAAGACAGCAAUAUGUGAUAAUUAUUUUUAAAGUAAUUAUGAUUAAACCUGGUAGGUUUUCCCGAAAUGAAAAAAAAAAAAGUUCUAAAACCAAAGCUGAUUUUUAGAAAAUGUGAAAAUAUAAAUCAACCCUAUCCAUAAUAGAUUCUCUAAAACUUUAUCUUACAGUCACUUUCAAGUAACUAUUCAAAAAUGUAACUGCUAUAUUAACGUCUUAAAAUAAUUUAAAACAUUUUAAAAUAUGAAUGCUGUAGUUUAAAACAAAGAAUCUAGGGGAAGGAAAAGUAGACAAAGAAUGCCAAUUCCAGUCCAAAGCUGUAUUUGCCAAGUUUUCUUAGAAUGACUUUUACCGAUCUAUGAAUUCUUAUAAACAGAAUGCAUAAUGGAAAUACUGAUUUUUGUCUAAAGUGGCAUUAUUGACUGCUUCUGUGAUGCUACUGUAAUGUAAUACAUUAUUAAAUUGUUUCAAGGUGCUGUUUUGCCUAAAAAUUUUGUGUGUCUUGAAAACUAUAGUAUUAAAGGUAUUGAGACUGUGCAAAUGCUGGGCAUGCUUAGCAUGAGAUAAUCGGUUUUUAUUCUUACAAAAUUGUAACUAUGUAAGUGUGUUUAUUAAAAGAACACAAACUAAAAAAGUUACAGGAAUUAAAGUUGUGGGAUGAAAAAGUUACGGGAUAAAAAAUACUGUGGAAAAUUCGCAAAAAAAAGUUGUGGAAAAAAAGUAAAAAAAAAAGUUUUAUGAAAAGUUAUUUUAAAAAGUUAUGAAAAAGAAGUUACAGGAUUUAAAAAAAAGUCAUGGGAUAAAAAUAAAAAUAAAUAAAAGCAGGCCCCUGUCAGCAUAAGCCUGGAGAAGUGGGUCUGGAGUCUUCACCCCCACCAUGUCCCUACAACCCCUCCCCAGUCAGCCCUUUACCAUUAGGGUAGCGAGACCAGACCCUUGUCUAAUGGAGGGAGACAAACAGACCCUUUACCACCUUGACCAAGGCUGAGUCCUUACAUUUCUGGAUGAUGAUGUUAUUUAAGAGCCAGAGGUUGGUGGAGUUGGUUUGUUUGGAGGAGGUCUGACGGCCUCCUUACUCUCACCAAAGCAACUUUUCCCUCAGGGGGGCUCCCAUCUUCUUACUCAGAGAGGCAGCUGAGGCGGGACAGUGGAGUUAACUGUAGACCAGGCCAGGGCACAGGCUGCUGGGGGUGGCCCCCCUUCCCCCGUGUACAUACUGUAGCUGUGUAACAUUCUGUAUCGUACCUAGCGGAGGUUGCAGCUGGCAUAUGAGGAAGAGGUUCUUAUAAUUAUUCGCGGCUGGGAAACUUAUUUAUUGCUAGCAUAGGAGCGAGGAAGGAGGCGGGGAUGGGGUCAUGGCUCCCUGGUGAUGGGACUCCUGUUUUUUGUUUGUUGUUGUUGUUUGGCUUUUGAUUUUGGAAUAAAUGGAUUUAGCCAUACUGCUCGGCCUGUUAUGUUCCCGUUUCCCUCACUGGGUCCUGCAGUUUGUCCCACUCAACGAGGAGCCCCAGAGUGUCUCAGCAUGUCCAGCUGGGCUGUGGGGAAUCUUCCAGGCCUGUUACCUGUAUGCUGCCUGGUGACACCUGGUGGAUUUCACGGGGACUGCCAUGGCACCUACGGAGUACAGUCCGGCCCUGACAGUCAACAGGUUGAGAAGCCUGAUCUAGCUGUGGCCAGGGAGACAGAUACCAGCACCCAAGGGCACUGACUUCCAUCCACCCCAGGUGUCUUCCGUUCCAUCCCCUGCCUCCCGUUCCUGUCUGCACCAGGUGGCCUGUCUGUCCCUCCAGAGUGCCGGCUGCCCCGCAGGCUCCCUCCAGGCUGAGUUCAGGGCCCUGUGUCCUAGUGGCCAGAGCCGGCUUCACAGGAUAAGAGCCAGCUAAGCUCCAGGGACUUUCCAGGAAAAGUGUCCCUUGAAAAGGAUGUGACCUUUUCACUGCUCCCAACAACACCCUAAAAAUGGCUUGGCCUUUUCCCUCCCCUGAGCUCCAUAGAGAACACAGCCAGCAGAGGACACAUUCUCUGUCAUCCAGAAAUGGGUUUCUCAGCCGAGGGACAGCAGGACUGGUAGAGACUGUCAGGCCACACGGCUGCCUGCAGAGCACCGCCAUGCUUGGCCAGAAGGGCGGGAGGGAUGGCGGGGGCUGGCUGUCCACAGGCCGCGCAUGUCCCGGAAGCUCACUGGAGGUGGUGCACUUUGGAGGGGCGAUGUCAGGAGACAGCUUCCUCUUGCUGGGCUACAAGACUCCACAAGCACAGCACGGGGACUGAUUCCCAGUGCUAGAGGCGAGGCAGUUGGCCACGUGUAUAUAUGUGUAUAUAUAUGUGUGUGUGUGUGUGUGUGUGUGUGUGAGAAUUUAUAGCUAUAGAACAGGGCAGGGGCAUACCACAGAGGAGGCACAAGUUUUCAGCAACUGUCACACCUGGAUGUGUCAGCUCACCACUACAACUGACUAAGUCACAGAUGAAGGGGGCUGGCUUUGGGGCUGGGGGAGCCACUGUCAAGUCACAGGACACCCACCCAGGCAGGCUUGGAAAGGGAGGUCUCUGAGAAGAGGGAUCUGUUUAGAGGUUGAAGGGGGGUCUGAGGCUCUCAGGACGGGAUGGACUUGCCUGACCCGAUCAGCUGGCAGUUGGAGAGAAAGCAGAGAGAAAACGGGUUAGAGAAAAGCCAGAGCUGGUGAGGCAAGUGCAGAGUAUGGGUGCGCUGCAGCAGCUGUGGGAGGGCCGGGCAGGGGAGGGCGUAGGUGUGGGCAUGGCAAGGUUCCUGGAAAAGAGGGGCUGGAAGGGAAAGGGGAGGAAGAUGGAGGGAGAAGCCGGAGCUUCAUAGGUAGUGCCUGGGGACUGCGGCGGCCCUCCCCACCCCACACACGCUGGCCUCUCUCAUGGCACCCAGGCAAUCCACCCAUCCACCCAUAGUUCAGACCAAUGCCAGCUCCCUCGGGCUUCCCUCUUCUCUGGUGACCCUGUCUUCCAACCCACUGGCCCAGGGCCACCUCUUGCUUGGAGAGCCCCAUCCAACAGCCACCAGACCUGAUAGAGAAGGAACACUGCCUGAACCAAAAUGGUGGAGCUAUAAGGGAUGGCUGGCUGGAGUGGUCGCCAGAGGCCCCUCUGGGCCAUCAGAAAACCCAGGGUCCUCUCAGGGACCCUAGGGAAGGCAGGGAGGGCAGGUAGGCAGAUGGCACUGGCCAUAGACAUAUAAGUCUAAGAGGGGAGCCUCAACUGGUUGGCAGGGGGCUGCAGGUUGCAUAGGUGAGGCUGGGCCUUUCCUGCUGGGAAAAGCAUAAGAGGAAGGCUAACUUUUGUGUUGUUUAGUAGAGAGUGGGUUUCACCAUGGUGGCCAGGCUGGUCUCAAACUCCUGACCUCAAAUGACCCAUCUCUGCCUCCCAAAGUUCUGGGAUUACAGGCCUGAGCCACCGCGCCCGGAUCCAAGGCCCUUAAGCUUAAAUGCCUCGUUCUUCAGUCAGGUUUUCCUUGUUCCCGCAUGUUCAGCCAAUCGUGUUUAAGGAGAAACUAACAAUGAAAACGGACUCGUUGAUGGAGGAAAAGUUGGAAUGCAGCCUCUGGUGCUGUUUGAGCGAUCCCUCUAUCCCGGGUCGCUGCUGUGUUCUGGAAAGGCGCAUUGUACCCUGGAUGCGGCAGCUUCAUCAGCAAUUGAAGUGGUUGAUAUAUGGACUCUGCAGAUUAUAUAACCUUCCUAACCACCUGGAUGUUGGCAUGCCAGAUCAAGCACUACCCAUGGGUCAGUUAAAAGCAUAUUGGCAGAGGAAGAGCCCUGGCAUUCCAGCAGGAGCUAACAGGAAAAAGAAAAUCAAUGGCAGUAGCCCUGACACAGCCACUUCUGGUGGUUACCACUCACCUGGGGAUGUUUGCACAUCUAAGGAGGAGAAGAAGCAUGAGAUACUUCGGGUACAGAAGCUUGGGAGGAGCUUGUUCAAACUCAAAAACCAGACGGCUGAACCCCUGGCCCCAGAGCCCCCAGCAGGGCCAUCUAAGGUGGAGCAGCUACAAGAUGAGACCAACCACCUACGGAAGGAGCUAGAGAGUGUGGGAAGACAGCUCCAGGCUGAGGUGGAAAACAAUCAGAUGUUGAGUCUCCUGAACAGGAGACAGGAGGAGAGGCUACGUGAACAGGAGGAGAGGCUACGUGAACAGGAGGAGAGGCUACGUGAACAGGAGGAGAGGCUACGUGAACAGGAGGAGAGGCUACGUGAACAGGAGGAGAGGCUACAUGAACAGGAGGAGAGGCUGUGUGAACAGGAGGAGAGGCUACGUGAACAGGAGGAGAGGCUGUGUGAACAGAAGCUGCCAGGGCAGGAGAGGCUGCUGGAAGAGGUGGAGAAGCUGUUAGAACAGGAGAGGCAGCAGGAGGAGCAGGAGAGGCUGCGGGAGCUGGAGAGGAUGCUGGAGCUGGGGUGGGAAGCCCUCUACGAGCAGCGGGCCGAGCCACGCAGCGGCUUCGAGGAGCUGAACAACGAGAACAAGAGCACACUGCAGCCGGAGCAGCAAGUAAAGGAGCUGAAGAAGUCGGGUGGAGCUGAAGAGCCAAGAGGCUCCGAGUCUGCAGCAGCAGCCAGACCAGUACCGAGCCCCAGUCCCACAGGAGCUUGGGUGUGCGGACAAGCAGGGUGGACUCCCCAGGAGCACCCAGGCUUGGGUGGAGAAGCUGUUGGUACAGGAGAGGCGGCAGGAGAAGCAGGAGAGGCUGCAUGCCAUUCUUUUCGGGCUGCCGAGAACAGGGAGAUAAACAUCACCAUCAUCUAAGAGCGGGUCAAGAAAUUUAAAAAAAAACAAAACAUUUAAGGGGUUAAUAUCCUACACAAUUCAUUUCCUUCAUUUGAAUGUUAGAGCCACUUAUGUUUAUUUGUGUUUCUAAUUUAUAGUUUAAAUUUAUUUGUGUUUCUAAUUUAUAGUUUAAAUUUAUUUGUGUUUCUAAUUUAUAGUUUAAAUUUAUCUGUAAAAAGUUAAAUGAGAGUGGGUCUUUCCCUCAUGUUCACUCUGGCAUCCUUUAGCAUUUUUUAAAUUUGAUAAUUAUAGGACGUUAGCAUGCAUAUCGAGUUUGCCCUUAUGUGAUGGGAGUUCAAACACACAAAGACCCACUGUAUGCACACAACUGUUCUUGCUGGUUUGGGAUAGGCUGCCAUGCUUUUUUAAUGUUAGUACAGCCUGUAUAUUCAUUACGGAAUUCAGAUAAAAUUUCCUUAUGUUCUGCUGUUAUGUUUGAUCGAAUCCUAAUCACAGUGAGCUCUUCAUUAGCUCAAUAUGUGGUUUGCCCUCAAGUGCGCGGUCUAUUACUUUGUAAUAUGCCACUGUGAGUACUGACAUUUACAGUUGUUUAAAGGUGGAGCACUGGAAACAGCCUUUCCCCCUUUUUCUGUGUAUUGGGGAUGGGAGUAAUAACAUUUUGGGGAGCUUUUUAAAUCUCCCAGAAGAGGAAAGUGGCCUGCUCUGGCAGGUGUGUGCAGGAUAGAAUAUGUUUCAUUUGUUCUGGUGCCAAGAAUGAGCACUGUACUACGGUAGUUCCCUUAGGAUUUGUAUGUGCUCUGGGCUCAUGAAGAUACUACCUCAUGAGCUGUGGCAGUUGUACUCUUUUUUGACGACCUGAAAAGGGAUUAUUUCUGAGGAAUGAAAGGCUGCCAUCAUGACUGUGGAUGUGGAAAACCUUUUCUAGCUGAGAGCAUUUAUAUCUACAAUACAUUUUAAAGUCAGAGUUCAUGUUCCCUGUUUUAAUCACAUGACUACAUGUCCCAGUACACAAAAGGGCACUGGUUGGCAUUCUCCUUAAUGUAUUUAGUAAAGAUCAGAAGAAAUCCUUUAAGAGUUUAAAUGUCCCUGGAACAGGCAUACAGGCUCUAGUCAAGAAUGAAUUCGAGUGAAGGAAAGCUGUGUGACACCUGGCAUUCCUCUAUGUUCAUGGAGCUUAUUUGAGGCUAGAAGAUGGAUUUUACCAUCUAGACCUCUCUGGCUAAUAGCUAGUCUUCAACCAUCUGACAUAGGAAUUUACUUCUUUUCCUUGAAUGGAGAACACUUUAAAAAUAAUAACAAACAUUAUUAUAAACUAAUAUAUGUAAGAGUACUUAGUUGAAACAAGAAGGAAUUUUAGUAGACAGUAUUAUACUACAUUUGAAAAUCAAGGAGCAGUUUAUGCAACGUAAAAUGUUUACAAACUGCAGCGCAAUCUACUGUUUGUGAAUGUCAAAGUCAUGAGGAAAGUGUCUAUACAAUCACGGAGUUAUAUUUCCUCACAAAGUUCUUUACGAAGAGUGAAAUAUGUUUUUAUACCUCUCAGUUUCAGUUAGAGGCAUAUUUUGUGUAAUAUUUAUGGCUUAAAAUGGACUACAGGUCCUGUUCUUGGCUUUUCUGAACUUGCCGCUUUUGCAUUCUUUGAGUUCAGUUUAAAGACACUUACUUUAACUCCAUUUUAAACCCUCGGGCUAGAAAUCGUACCACUGUUAAUUAACCACGUUAUUUGGUCUAACAGUUUUUGUUUAUCAUUCUGAAACUGAGCUUAUCUAAUACAUUGAUAAAUUAUUUCAAAGGUAUUUUUAUACUUCAAAUCGCUUCACUUUUACCCUGACACGUAUAAAUGACUAGGAAUGACCUUCAGAUAGCGUUUAGCAUCUGUAACCAAUCUGACAAUAAUGUGUUCAUCAGGUACCUGUGGAUUAAAUCACAUACUGGCAUAUUUAAGAUGAAUGUCAGUCUGAAAAAUAAAUAUACUAUAUUAAUUCAAAUACGACUCUUUGUGUAGGUAUUUUGUCAUAUGUUUAAGAAAAAGCUAAAGAGAAUGGAAAUCCUAUGACAAUAACUCAAGUCUUUCUUCAAAGUGCAUGCAGUCUUUUGCAGUACCUCAUUCAGCCAAGUAUUUGUUCUCUACCUCAUUCAGUAUAAGGCAGCCUUUAAUUUGCUUAGAAGGCAACAUUAGAAGGUUAGAAUUCAGCAGGAACGUAGAAUUUUAAAAUGUGACUUCAACUGAAUAAAUUUGAAUUUCCGUAGGGAGUAAAGAAUCAAAACACCUAUUUAAAGACUGCAAAAUAUGAUAAUUAUUUUUAAAGUAAUUGAUUAAACCUGGUAGGUUUUCCCAAAAUGAAAAACAAUCAGUUCUAAAACCAAAGCUGAUUUUUAGAAAAUGUGAAAAUGUAAGUCAACCCUAUCCAUAAUAGAUUCUCUAAAACUUUAUCUUAGUCACUUUCAAAUAACUAUUCAAAAAUGUAACUGCUAUAUUAACGUCUUAAAAUAAUUUAAAACAUUUUAAAAUAUGAAUACUGUAGUUUAAAACAAAGAAUCUAGGGGAAGGAAAAGUAGACAAAGAAAUGCCAAUUCCAGUCCAAAGCUGUGUUUGCCAAGUUUUCUUAGAAUGACUUUUACCGAUCUAUGAAUUCUUAUACACAUAAUGCAUAAUGGAAAUACUGAUUUUUGUCUAAAGUGGCAUUAUUGACUGCUUCUGUGAUGCUACUAUAAUGUAAUACAUUAUUAAAUUGUUUCAAGGUGC